AUGGAGCUUAUAAAGAACAAAAAGAGUCGCCAAAUUAGUUUCAAGAGAAUGAAGGCAAAUCUGAUGAAGAAGGCUUCCGAACUUCAUACCUUAUGUGACGUGGACGUGUCCAUUAUUACCAUUCCACCGAACACCGACGGUGAAGACGAGGAGCAAUUACAGUCUGAGAUCUGGCCAGCGGAAGGAUCUGACAAGUUCCUUUCUCAAAUUGAAGAAUUCAAGAAACAAUCGCAUGAGGAGAAGAUGAAGAGGACAAUCGAAGUCGAUAGUUACUUAGAGGGGAGGUGCAAGAAACUCGAAGAUGAAAUUAUUAAGCAAAGGAAGAAGAACUAUGACGCCGUUUAUCCAAGUUGGAAUCAUCCUUACUACAAUGACUUGCCGGAAGAGAAACUUCUUGGAUCGCAGCAACCUGAUUAUCAUCAUCAUCAUCCGUCUGAAUUCAUUCCUAAUAUGACAUCGAAUUUUCAUGACAACAUUGUUGAUAAUAAAUAUCUGUUGUUGGAUCAACAACAACCAGAUAAUCUAUUUGAUAAUUUGAUUUACGACUACGACUACUACGCCUCAACGAUUCCGUCUGAUUUGAUGAAUAUCGACAGAGACGACAGAUUCAGAACGAUCGACAUCAAUAAUAAUAUGAUUCAUAUGCUGCAGAAUGAUUACGAAGAACAACGAAUUAGAUAUUACUCUAGAAUGAUGCAGAACAAUAAUAAUACAAUGCAAUAUCAAUCUCUGAUGGAUACGACGGGAUCUACGAUGCACUAUCAAUAUGUACCUUCGUCGUUAUCGUCAUCAUCAUCGUCAUCUUCUUCGUCGAUCUUCAAUAGUGGUUAUUCUGACACCUGUGGUGAAUCUCAAUUAUUGCAUCCUCAUCCUCCUCCUCUUCUUACGCAGAAUCAUAUGGAUGUUAAUUGGAACCAGUAUUACUGCGCUUGA
Molecule: messenger RNA, 933 nt
Organism: Impatiens glandulifera
Lineage: Eukaryota; Viridiplantae; Streptophyta; Magnoliopsida; Ericales; Balsaminaceae
Product: serum factor response D-like
Exons: 2
Coding region: 1-933 (310 amino acids)
Biological process (GO): positive regulation of transcription by RNA polymerase II
Molecular function (GO): DNA-binding transcription factor activity, RNA polymerase II-specific; cis-regulatory region sequence-specific DNA binding; protein dimerization activity
Source: RefSeq, a predicted model, not a curated record